Salarias fasciatus (jewelled blenny) is the source of this 3270-nucleotide messenger RNA. It is a transcript of the gene arhgef49, whose product is annotated as Rho guanine nucleotide exchange factor 49. NCBI's taxonomy places the organism in Eukaryota, Metazoa, Chordata, Actinopteri, Blenniiformes, Blenniidae. The record is from RefSeq and is a predicted model, not a curated record. The transcript is spliced from 9 exons. Gene Ontology annotation, biological process: positive regulation of Rho protein signal transduction. Bases 1 to 3270 code for a protein of 1089 amino acids. Gene Ontology annotation, molecular function: guanyl-nucleotide exchange factor activity.
AUGCCAGACGUGAAGCCCCGCCCACCAUGUGACGACCCAUCCGGCUGCUCCUCCGCCGCUGCCGGCUCCCCCGCCGGCCACGCCUCCCUCCGGCUGCGCCCCCCCGCCCCCCCUUACUGCCCCGCCUACCCGGGAGCGGCCCUCCCGCUCACGGCUCGGUGCAGCAGCAGCACCCUGCUCACCACCCUGGGUCUGAGGUACUGCUCCGGCCGGCAGGGCCCGGAGGGGGGCGGGGCCGGGGGCGGGGCCGGCGCCCGACUCCCCCGUCCACCCGGGAAGCGGCGGCCGACCGUACAGGAGAGCCUGGACAGCGAGCUGAUUCUGCGCUACGCCUGCUCCACCCACUGGUACGACGGGCCGCCGGACGGGGGCCACGGGCUGCUCCCCAACCCGGAGAGCCUGGCUUUCUACCCCCGACACGGCCCGCCCCGGAAGGACCUGCCGCUCCUCCCCCAGCUGCUCUUUCCAGCUGCUGUCGACGAAUGGGACGCCAGGAGGGGCCUGAGGGAGAAGCUCCGCCUCCAGAGUGCCAGGUCCGCCGUGGAGCCCCUGAAGCCCCUCCCACUGCGGCCCCAGGUGACCCCGGGGUCCGGGCCGCGAAUCACCAGCCACCACGAUCUCAAACAGGAAGUCCUGCGGCGGCUGCAGCUCCGGCGGCAGAACAGCAGCCCCAACCUGGCGGCGGAAAACCCCCCAGGCCCCCCCCGGCCCCUCCCCUCGUCCUACACCACUGACAGCAUCGCCAGUCCCAGGGGCGGGGCGGGGGCGGGGCUGGGGGCGGCGCCAGCGCGCCGCAGGCCGCCCGUGGGGCGCCUGCAUAUCCCCACCUUCGAGGAGUUCAAGAAGAUGAGGCAGAGGGAGGGGCCACAGGGGGAGGGGCCACAAGGGGAGGGGCCACAGGGGGAGGGCAGCGACGAGGGUCUGCAGACGCUCGCCUCCGACAAGCUGUCCUCCAACAACAGCACCGUGAGUCCCUCGUCCUCCUGCGCCUCCGGCACCGGCACCGACUCUCCCAUCCGCACCGGCCCGUCGCCGCGCUCGCCGCUGCAGCCGCAGGCCGGAGGGGGCGGGGCCGGGGGCGGGGCCGGGGGCGGCAGGCGGAGGCGCGGCAGCCUGGAGCCCCCCGGCUCGGCCCCCUUCCCGCCCUGCAGGCAGAACCCGGACCGGUCCAGCUGCUGCCCGGCGCUGCUGCUGGACGGAACCGACCUGUCCAGCUACGGCGCCAAGAUCUACCGCAUGAGGGACGGCCUGAUCGGCUCGGCGCUGGACCUCAUCAAGAAGAGCUGCAGUGCAGAGAUCUCCGAGGCCCCCGUCAGGCUGUCACGUGACCGGCACAGCGGCUGUGACGUCACCUCCCCCUCUCCCGACUGUCAUCCCUCCGCCGUUGCCAUGGCAACGUCGGCAACGGCCUGCGGAGCGGAGGCUGGCGACGAGGAGCCUGCUGGAGGAAGAGGAGGAAGAGGAGGAAGAGGAGGAGAGGACGCGGGAGAAUGCCUCGCCGGCCCGGCCUGCCGGCGCUCCAGCCUGGACGCGGCGCUGGAGCCGGCUGAUUCGCUGAGAGCGCAGCGCGAGGUCCGCCUGCGGCCGCACUACAGCGACCCCAUGCCGGCCGACGCCUCCAAACGCAAACAGCUGGAGAUGAAGAUCGCCGCCGCCGCCCGGAUCCACAGCCACCGCCGGGAACGGGACCGGGACCGGGACCGAGUCCGGGACCGGGACAGUGCGCCGGCGGCGCUCCGCGGCCGCUCGGAGCCCCCCAGCGAGGAGCGGCCCGGCGAGGAGCGGCCCGGCGCGUCCCGGUCCGGCCGGCACCGCUGGAGCACCAUCAGCAGCCUGAGCGCCGACAGCGGCGUGGUGGGGCUGAGCGACGAGCGCGAGGAGGAGGACGGCGAGCCGCGCCGCCACCGGAGGGGCCGCGGCGCCGAGGUGGAGCGGGCGGACAGCGGCAUCGGGCCGGGCCUGUCCCGGUCCUGGAAGAGGCCGUCCGCCUGGGACGCCCACCGGCCCGGUCCCGACUGCGGCUGCCGGGAGCGCGGCGAGCGCAUGUGCGAGCGCUGCUGCAAGCUGCGCACCGAGCGCAAGGAGGCCAUCCUGGAGUUCCUCAACACCGAGUCCAGCUACGGCGAGGACCUGCGCAUCAUCCGGGAGGAGUUCUACUGCCCCAUGCAGAGCGCCGCCCUGCUGACGGCCGAGCAGCUCGCCGUGGUGUUCGCCAACGUCCAGGAGCUCAUCGACGUCAACGAGCGCUUCACCGAGCACCUGCAGGACGGCGUGGACCAGGCCUUCGACCAGGGGGACGAGGAUCUGCUGACCGUCUACAUCGGCGAGAUCUUCCUGGAGUUCGUCAGCAUGCUGCCGGCCUUCCAGACGUACUGCCUGCAGCAGAGCAGCUCGGUCAACAUGCUCAACGCCCUGGAGAAGGAGAAGGAGCUGCUCAGGAUCUUCCUGGACGUUUCCCAGAACGACAACACGGCGCUGCGGCGGAUGAACCUGCGCUCCUUCCUCAUGGCGCCGCUCCAGCGCGUCACCAAGUACCCGCUGCUGCUGAGCCGCAUCAUCAAGGUCACGCCCGAGUCCCACCCCGACCACGGCCGCCUCCGCGAGGCCAAGAGCCGGGUGGAGUCCCACCUGGAGCACAUCAACAUGAAGACCAGGCAGGAGGGCAACGGGGUGGCCUGGUCGCUGCGCUCCUUCCGCCGCGACAGCCGCAAGAACCGCGAGGUCAUCAACAUCGAGAUGCGGGAGGUGUCCAUGAAGACGGUGGGCUGGGCGCGGGAGAACACCCGCUUCGUCAUGGAGGGGCCGCUGCAGCUGUCCCAGCCGGCCGACGGCCAGUGGCUCAAGAAGGGCAGCAAGGCCCUCAAGUUCCAGAACGUGCAGAGUCUGCUGAUGGUGCGGACGCGGCGGGCCGGCGAGGCGGCGGGGCAAGGCGGCGAGCCCGGGGCGCAGGGCGAGGGCGAGGGCGGGCCGGAGAGCGUCCGGGACGGAGUGCUGGUCCUCAUCAAGGACAAGAGCAGCGGCAAGCUGGCGGUGCUGAGGGAGCCCAUCCGGCUGGGGAACUGCGUGGUGUCCGCCGACCCCGACGCCGACGACACCUUCGAGGUGCUGGACAUCCGGCGGGAGGCCUUCGUCUUCCGCGCCUCCGACAAGUCCCGCACGCAGCAGUGGUUCCACCAGAUCAAGAGGUACGCCCGGGACCUGGGCACCUGGAGGAGGCGGCGCAACGCCCUGCCCAACAUCAUGAUCAACACCAACCAGACGCGCUCCUGA